Pelmatolapia mariae (spotted tilapia) is the source of this 5787-nucleotide messenger RNA. RefSeq names its product small nuclear RNA activating complex, polypeptide 4 (gene snapc4). Gene Ontology annotation, biological process: snRNA transcription by RNA polymerase III; snRNA transcription by RNA polymerase II. Gene Ontology annotation, cellular component: snRNA-activating protein complex. The record is from RefSeq and is a predicted model, not a curated record. The transcript has 22 exons. Bases 270 to 5285 code for a protein of 1671 amino acids. Lineage: Eukaryota; Metazoa; Chordata; Actinopteri; Cichliformes; Cichlidae. Gene Ontology annotation, molecular function: RNA polymerase III type 3 promoter sequence-specific DNA binding; RNA polymerase II cis-regulatory region sequence-specific DNA binding.
GAAGGAACCAAACAACGGAUCGGCGGCAUUGCAGGUUUUGGGCUGCGGGUUUUUUGUUUUUGUUUUGUGUCCUUUCUUACGUGUAGCUUGAAGCAUCGCAGUGACAAACGGAAGAAUAAAUUGCCAUGCAUGUUUUUUGUGGACUUUCUGAACCGGAACUUAAGUGUGAACAACGGAACGUCGAAGCACAAUUUUCCCCGCCGCACAGCCUGCUGGGUAAUAUGUUAACGUCGGAAACGCGUUGAUUGGAGGUCCCCGCGUGUGGAGACAUGUCCGCCUCUCUGGCAGCAAAGAGGGACAAGAUCCAGAGAGAGGUGGAGGAACUGGAACGGAGUCUGUCUGUAACCAAUGCUGAACUGGAGCUCCUAAGCAGCGGGACAGAUGAUGACUCUGAUCGUGAGGAUGUGGAUACCCCAGCGGGACAGUCUGCAGCAGGUCUGUUGGCUGAGAGAGAGAAAAUCCAGAAAGAGAUCCAGAACCUGGAGGAAGUGCUGGGACCACACAGUCCCAUCAUUGUUUCAGAUGAUGAUUGCAGCACCAGUGAGGAGAGUGACCUUGGCCUGUCACCGUCAGUGGACUCAUGUCUUCAGAUGAACCUCGUGUACCAGCAGGUGGUCCAAGAGACUCUGGACCAGCUGGAGAAACUGCUAACACAAAACCAGAAGGAGCAGAAGGAGCUGGAAACUCAGCUGUCUGGACCGAUCAAAGAGCCUUCCAAACAGCAGCCCACCAACUCCUCCUACCAGCAGCCAAUGAAGAUGUAUCUAGGUCGCUUCCUAAAACCAUACUUCAAGGAUAAACUGACGGGACUGGGUCCUCCAGCCAAUCAGGAGGCGAAGGAAAAGGCGAGCAGGAUUGCAGGAUAUCUCGACGACAAGAAGCUGAAAAUAAAACGAUGGGAGAGCUGGCAGAAGACUCUCUUGAUCCAUGCAGUGUCUAGAGAGAGUCUGAGGAGACUCAUCCAGCCCAAACUCUCCAAGGUGGACUACCUGAGUCAGAAGUUGCUCUCCGUAGAGGAGGCAGACAGGCAGCUAAUCAGAGAGCAGAUAGACAGUUUGGAGAGAGAAAUCAACUUGCUCAGACAGAAGAAGGAAGAGGAGCUGAUUGGUGAUCGAUUUGAAGAAUAUGACUGGCAGAAAAUAUCCAACAUUGAUUUUGAAGAGACGAGGGAUGCAGGGGACAUCCGCUGUUUCUGGCAGAACUUCCUCCACCCGUCCAUUAAUAAGACUCGGUGGAGCCAGGAGGAGGUGCAGCAGCUAAAGGAGAUCAGCAGGAAACACGAAGAGAGACACUGGGAGAUCAUCGCUCAAGAGCUGGGGACUGGAAGAACGGCUUUCAUGUGUCUUCAGAUGUUCCAGCGUUUUGUCUCGGGAUCAUUAAAGCGUGGCAGCUGGACUCCGGCUGAAGAUGAUCUGCUGAGAGAGCUGGUGGACAAGAUGAGGAUCGGGAACUUCAUCCCAUACACACAGAUGAGUUACUUCAUGGAGGGUCGUGACCCUGCACAGUUGAUCUACAGGUGGAACCAAGUUUUAGACCCGAGCCUGAAGAGAGGGCCAUGGACCAAGCAGGAGGAUAAGCUUCUGCUACAAGCUGUGGCUCGUCACGGAGAGAAGAACUGGUGGAAGAUCAGAUUGGAGGUUCCCGGACGCACUGAUGGAGGCUGCAGAGACAGGUAUUAUGACUGUCUGAAGGCGGGGACAAAAAGAGGCCCAUUCGACAGGAAGGAGAGAGAGCUGCUAAUGGAGCUGGUGGAGAAACAUGGAGUCGGUCACUGGGCAAAGAUCGCAGCUGAGAUUCCCAACCGUAUCGAUGCUCAGUGUAUGAGGACAUGGAGGCAAAUGACCAAAGCUGCAGAUGAGAAAUUAGGGUGUGCUAGAAAACCACAGAGGAAACGUGGAGGAGAUGAGAAGAAGAAGAAGGCUGCUAAAACCAACAACAACAUCAGGAGACGCCUCAAGGCAAUAAAAGAAGAAGUGAUUAGUGAGGAGGAGGAGGAAGAGAUGGCGAUAGAAUACAUGGACAGUGAUGAUGAGAAGAAAAAGAAGACGAAAAAGACAGAGGUACCAGAAGUGGAGAAACUAGUGGAAGUGGAAGAGGAGCAGAAGGAGGAGGAAUUGGAGGAAGAAUAUACGUUCCCACCCAUGCAGGAAUGGAUUCCAGUUGAAAGAGCCCAACCAUUUACUUUCUUGAACUUUCGUCCAGUGGUGUUGGCUUCCUCCAACGAGUCUAACAAUGACAAGUUAGUGCGGUCAACCAUUUUGGGGAAGUCUGGACGCUCUGUAAUCAUCGGCCCACCUCCCAGGGAGCUGCGAUGGGAAGAACGCCACGACAGCGGCGCCAUGAUGAUGGUGUCACCUGACCAGCUCCAAGCCCACUUGCACAAUCAAGCACGGAGGUUUUACAGUAGGUCUAAAUGUAAGACAAAGACUUCCCAAACCAGCAGGCCACUCUUUAUGAAAGGAAUGACUGGCCAGGGGAUAGACCUCAUGCUUCAGGCUGCAGUGACACCAUGGAUUGGCAACCUGCUGAUCCCAGCCAGCACCAAAAGAAUGGCAGCAGAUGUCCUGAGGGAGCGAGCAGAGAAGAAAGAGCUUUCUUCAACAUCUGUCUUCACGCUGUUCCUCAAAGUCAUGAAUGUGGAUGUCAUGGGUUGUAAGGAGAUGAUAGAGCGGAGGCAAAGCGGGGUGACGUUAAUGACUCCACCUUCCAAUCCUCCUCCUGGCAAAUUUAAGAAUCCAAAUACUGUGGCAGGAAUACUUCAGCGAAUGCAUUUGGGCAUGCAGGAGCCAUCUCAGGCAGACAGGUGGUGCAGACAAACUCCUCCUCCUCAGCUCCACCCAUCAAUUGUUACUGAGGUGCCUCCUAACAUGCGGACUCAAGUUGCUCCUUUGUCAUUUCCUCAGCCUCCCUCAAUUCCUCAUUCUGACUCACAGAUGAAUGCUGCUUUCUCUCCAGCUCAACACACAUCUCGGCAUGCAGGGGUCACUAUUUCUCCAUUUGCUCUUCCUGCUGCUUGUCAGAGGCAGACUACCACUCCAGUUUUUGUGGUCUCAACGCUCCAGAAUGUCUCCUCUACCUGUAACCAACAGGCUGUACCUUUGACCCAAAGCCUCACAGCCUCAUUGCUCCCAUUCCUUAAUCAGCCUAUUAGCCCCUCACAAACUGCUGUCCUCUCCCCUCCUGCCUGUCCCCGCCAACUUUGCCUUUCCCCCUCCACCCUAAAUCUACCCAGAAAAAAGCAAACAGAGAAUCACGAGAGUCAGAAUGGGGCUGUACAUGCAGGUGAGGAGGGAGAAGUUAGUAUGAGCAAGGACAGAAAGAAGACUCCGAAUCUCAGUCAGAAGGCCAGAGCUCCACGCCAAGUCACUAAAGCAAAGGCUAAAGUAAAAAAGACGGCAAAGUCUGCUCCAUUAAAGAUGGCCAGUCCUCCCAUCGAGCUGCUACCUCAGACUGUUCACUCCUCCCAAACCACACCUCCUACAGCUCAUCCAGUUGAUGUUAUCCCUUCUUCAUUAGUCACAUCUCUUCGUCUCACGCCGAAUGACUCUUCAACUUCUUCUAACCUGUCCUUCCCAUCACGCCAGUCUGCCACGCCUUCCCACUCUGACGGAGCCAUGUCUUCAACUCUAAACUUUAGUUUAGUCCCACUCUCCUCCAGUGUGACCAGCCAACAUGCUGUUUCCUCCACUUCAUGCCCAAACUCCAGCGACCACAACUACACAUUUUUAACACCUAGCCCCACUGAGCAUGGGUCUGACUUGAGUCAGCCUUGUCCUGUCCCAAAGCAGCCAGACAGCAAUGUUCCAGAUGGCCAGGCCAGAGGAAAGAAAAGACCGAGGCAAGCAGCAGAAAAGCAGGAAGUGAUGAGAAACGAGGAUGACCAGUGUGUGGGCAGGACAAGUACAGGUGUGGACGGAAAGCGAAUUCGAAAGCCGACUCAUAAAGCCAAAGCUCUGCAGGAAGAUGCUCAGGCCAAGGCUGAAGCCAAGAAGAAAAAAUCUUCCACCUCAUCUCCUCGGCAGAAGCGUUCUCGCGGUGCAUACUCUAAAGAGAAAGCGAGCACACAGACUCCAGUUGCUGCUCCGGUGCCCAGGUUGCAUUUAUGUCCGGGUCAGUCGAUGUGGGUCAUGACUCCUACAGGCCUGGUCCAGCUUUCACAAGCCCCGUCCCAGGGCCUGGAGAUGGCGGUAAUAAACACUGUCCCUCCUUCCCCAGGGAGUAGUUUAAACCAACACACAGCCACAUCACCUGUCCAGCUCGCCACCAGAGGCCUGCGACCAAUUGCACCUAAACUGUCCUCUGGGCCUGUACCGAUAACCCUUCCAAAUCAGCCUCACCCACUUCCUGAGCCACCCGUUUGUAACCCAAGGCCUCUCGCCCCACCCUCAGUGCAGCCAUCUGACCUAGACCAUGGUCGCUACUCCCUCCCUUUUUGUUCCCCGCUGUCUUCCACUAACUUCUCACCGCGGGGCACAGUCAGAGUGGAUGCCCCACAGUCCAGGCCACUGAGGAAGGAGGUGCUGGAGAUCGACCCCUCUCUUAUGUUCGUGGAAUCCCCAGCAGCCAUAAAUGACUGGCUAAGUGGGUCAGGAGGGGUGGUAGUACCAGGAUUGAGCUUGUCCCUGCCCUACCUUCCACCCUUUGUCAGCAAUCUGAGCAUGUUCAGUGGACUGCUUCGUGCCAAGAAGUCCCUAACCAGGUCGUCCCUGCAGCUGGUGCGUGAGGGCAACAAAUCCAGAUGGCCCCAGACCAAUUCCAAGCCUGACAGCAGCACAAAGAACGGCUCCAAUGACCCUCCGCCUCAACCUCCACCAGACCUGCCGGACUCCACCUCAGACAUCACACCCGCCGAGAAACAACCAGCUUCCCCCGCAGCCACCCCUGUCAGCUCUGACCACCUGGAGCAGCAGGAGAAGAAUGAGGAGGAAGAGGAGGAGGAGCUGGUGGCAGCAGUGCGUCACCUGGUAGCUGAGCGUUUCUCAAAUAAUCCUGCCUACCAGUUGCUGAAGGCACGCUUUCUGUCUUGUUUUACUCUCCCCGCACUCCUGGCUACCAUGCCACCAGUCCCAAAGGUUGAAACCUGCCAGACCAAUCAGGAAGAGGAGCAGGAAGAGGAGGUGGAGGAGGAAGGAGAAGAAGAAGUGGAGCUAAGGAAACUCAAAGAAAUGGCAAAACUGAGGAGAGCUGAGAAAUCACUGCAACUGCUGUGUGACAGCUCUGGAGCUUCAGCCAGUCACUUUUCAGGGAUCACAGAUGUCACCAGACCCACGUCGGACCAGACCUGACCAGACGAGCAGAAACUAAAGAAAACCGAAAAGGCACUUUCUGGGGAAAAUGUGUUCAUCUAUACAUUCAGGUCACAUGUUCAGUUCCUCAGGUGAAAAUGACUUUAGUAUGUAAUCAUUUAUACAUCUGUUUUUAUAUCAAUGAAAACACUUUCCUGGGCGACUUCACAAACAGAUACAAUGUUCUGUUUUAUUAGGUGCAUUCAGGGACCCUCAAAAUGCGACUUUUGAGUGCAGUGAUGAUGUUUGGAGGAGUUGGUUUUCUAAGAAUGGGAAGCUUAGUUCUUACAGACUGAAGUGAGACUGAUGUCUUUAUAAAGGAUGACUGUGGUCGGCAGGGAGUAAAAGGAACUGAGUGUUAGUGUUGAAUAUGUGUAGCAACUUAAGAAUGAGUUCAAAACUCACUAAAUUGCACUAAAAAAUGUUUGUUUUGGUUUUGUUUUUUUGCUGCUGCUGCUGAAAUUUUUCAGCUUCUGUACACAAAUGUUGUUUUAUUUUCGAA